Molecule: messenger RNA, 1314 nt
Organism: Pistacia vera
Lineage: Eukaryota; Viridiplantae; Streptophyta; Magnoliopsida; Sapindales; Anacardiaceae
Exons: 5
Coding region: 1-1314 (437 amino acids)
Source: RefSeq, a predicted model, not a curated record
AUGACAGAUAAAAGAAUAGCGGAGAAGGUGACAGUAAGCCUACCUGAAAAGUUUGAAGCAAAAAUCUCUUCUUUGGAGGACUCAAAAUACCUGACUCAUAUCAUUUUGACUAAGCUGGUCCAUGCUUUACGGCUCCUGAGGCUAGAGGAUGUGAGUGAGGGAGCAAUGUUAGCAGCUCACAAGGGCAAGUCUGUACAAGAAAACAACAAAAGGUUUGCUGGAGAUAAGAAGGGAAAAGAAAGGUCCACUGCUCAGUGGAACAAAGUUGGUGGAAUGAAGAAUUUUCCAGCUUGUUCUCACUGUAAGAAGAAGGGACAUGCGGAGAAUAGAUGUUGGAUCAAAGUGGGAAAUGGAGAGUAUGUGGAAGCAAAAGGGAAAGGAGAUGUUGAUGUCCAGACACCAACAGGUAUGAAGCUAAUCUCUAAUGUACUUUAUGCACCUGAUAUCAAUCAGAGUCUCCUUAGUGUGGGACAAAUGCUGGAAAAGGAUUAUGCAUUGCAUUUUCAAAAUCAAUCAUGCAUAAUCCUGGAUAGUGAGGGAAGUGAGAUUAUGAGAGCAGAGGCUGUCAAUACAGGGGUGUACUUGCGCAACAGACUUCCUACAAGAGCCUUGAUUAGUCAAACACCAUUUGAAGCUUGGAUUGGAGUCAAGCCAGUAGUGGAUAAUUUGAAAGUUUUCAAAAGUGUAUGCUAUGUUCUGGUACCAACUGCAAAAAGAUCAAAGCUAGAAGAUAAAGCUUUGACAAGAAUUUUUAUUGGCUAUAGCAGCAAAUCUAAAGCUUAUAGACUGUACAUUCCUGACUCAAAGAAAAUCCUUGUUUCCAGGGAUGUUACAGUUGAAGAAGAUCCAGGGGAUGAAUCAAAUGAAGAAAUUUCUGUCAGAGGAACAAGAUCUCUAGCUGAUGUGUAUUACAGAUGCAAUGUGGUACAAAUGGAACCUUCAAGCUACUCAGAAGCAUUGAAUGAGGAGAUUUAUAUUGAUCAACCAGAAGGGUAUCAGAUUCAAGGAGAAGAGGGAAAAGUCUACCUGCUGAAGAAGGCCUUAUAUGGCCUAAAACAGGCACUAAGGGCUUGGUAUAGCAGGAUUAAUGACCACCUGCUCAGUUUAGACUUUGUGAGGAGUCCUAAUGAGCACACUCUAUACAUUAGAGAAGUCGAAGAUGAUGUGAUAAUCAUUUCUCUGUAUGUGGAUGAUCUUCUAGUGAUUGGAAGCACGCAUGAUCAAGUGGAGGAAUUCAAAAAAUCCAUGCACAGUGAUUUUGAAAUGACAGACUUAGGGGAAAUGUCAUACUUUCUUCAGAUGGAGAUCGAUUAA